AUGGACAUUACCGGAAACGCCUUUGUCGUCGGCGGAGGGGGCGGAAUCGGCAAGGCCUGCGCGCUGGCCUUUGCCACAGAAGGCGCUACUGUAGUCGCGGUUGCAGACCUCGAUGCAAAAAAGGCGGUCGAGGUUGCCGCCGAGUGCCAGGCGUUGGCGCCUUCGGCUGAAUUUCGAGCUAUCGGAGUACAGAUCGACAUCACGCAGGAGGACUCGGUCAGGUCCGCAACUGAGCAGGUGGUACAGUUACUUGGUCGCAUAGAUUAUUGCGUGAACUGCGCUGGGAUUGGAGUUCAACAAGGGGCUGACAUUGCAACGUUGCCAUUGGCUGAAUUCAGGCGUUUUCUCGACGUCAAUACAAUUGGCAUGUUCCUGGUAACUCGAGAAGUGUCUGCAGCUAUGCGUGCCCAGGAGCCCAGACUGGUCUCGUCCGAGUCGCCUAGACGGGGAACCACACGCGGCGCAAUUGUUAAUCUCGCGUCAGUCCUGUCUGUUGUUGCGGCGCCCGGGAUUAUCCCCUAUACAGCAUCCAAGCAUGCAGUCUUGGGCCUGACAAAGAAUGCAGCCUUGGACAAUGUGUCGCAUGGUAUUCGGGUAAACUGUGUCUGUCCUUCAUGGGUCGACACUCCCAUGGUACAACAGGCAGAGGAGGGCGUUCAGGGUCUUACACAAUUCAUCAAAUCUGUAGUGCCUAUGGGUCGCAUCGCUGUCCCAGAAGAAAUUGCCGACGCUGUCAUCUUCUUGGCCAGCCCCAGAUCCAGUUAUGUGACUGGCUCUGGUUUCAUCGUGGACGGCGGCACCACGCUCACUGCUAUGAGCAAAAUGGCCGAACAAACCGAGACCUCUACUGCUGGUUACAACUAUGUCAGCUACGGCACGGAGCAGCACCCUAUCGCUGGUCUCUCCCGUGUCGUGCGCCACAUCACAGGCCAUGAUUCGGAGGGUCGAUCCGUGUUUUUGUCUACCGACAUCGGUGACCACCACCGCACAUUGGGCGAGAAGCAAGCAAUUUCCAACAUCAUCUACUCGACCAAUCAAACUCCCGUGGAGCUAAACGGUAACCACGAUAUUGAGUUCGCCAGAAACACUGAGCCCGGUCUCCACGUCAAAGACGGCUCAGUCGCACGCCUGAUCGACUUCGCUCCGGGUGUUGAAUCCCCGCUGCACCGCGCCGUUAGCCUCGACUACGGUGUCGUCAUCGAGGGCGUGUUCAAGAUGGUCCUGGACUCAGGCGAGGAGCGCAUCAUGCGUCCUGGCGACAUCAGCGUUCAACGCGCCACGGCUCACAAGUGGAUCAACGUCACCGGCAAUGGCACUCUCCCCGGUCGUAUGCUCUUUGUUCUGCUCGAUUGCAAUGAUGUGUAUGUGAAUGGCAAGAAGAUGGAGGGUUAUCUGGGAACCCUUGCCAAGGACUAUGAAGGACGUAGUAGUUAG
This is a messenger RNA of Aspergillus ruber CBS 135680, 1434 nucleotides long. Its product is annotated as NAD(P)-binding protein. The transcript has 5 exons. NCBI's taxonomy places the organism in Eukaryota, Fungi, Ascomycota, Eurotiomycetes, Eurotiales, Aspergillaceae. Gene Ontology annotation, molecular function: oxidoreductase activity. The record is from RefSeq and is a predicted model, not a curated record. The coding region runs from base 1 to 1434 and encodes 477 amino acids.